This is a messenger RNA of Rhinocladiella mackenziei CBS 650.93, 984 nucleotides long. RefSeq lists its product as uncharacterized. The record is from RefSeq and is a predicted model, not a curated record. The transcript has a single exon. The coding region runs from base 1 to 984 and encodes 327 amino acids. Lineage: Eukaryota; Fungi; Ascomycota; Eurotiomycetes; Chaetothyriales; Herpotrichiellaceae.
AUGUUCCUGGAUUAUCAGGCGGACUGGAAGAAAGCGCGUGAAUACUGCAUGGCAAACGGCAAGGUCAUCAGGUCAAUGGGCCAAGUUACACUGAAAUUCCAACUGCCUUGCUGGAAAGCGCCUCGAAGCAUAGAGUUCCAAGUUUUGGAGGAGCUUGAGAGACCCGUCAUUUUUGGCGCAGAACUUGCCAUCCAAAUGUCCAAGUUAGAUCGUCUUCCGUGUACGAACCAUGAAGAUUCUGCACCCCGUGUCACGCAUUUGUCUCGAAAAGGCCAGCGCCCCACGCGCGUCUUCAGAUGCCUUGUCGACGACAAGAUGGUCGAAGCCAGUGCCGACACAGGCUCAGACCUGAGUUUGAUAUCUCCUUUAGCAGUUUCCAAACUCUCCGGUGCUGGCUCGAUGAGGACAGAGAACUUCGAUAUAACCUUAGCCGACAAGUCAAAGGCCCACAUUGACGCCUCCUUCCGAGCUUCUUUUUCUCCAUAUUCUGCCUCGAAAGAAACCGUAACAGAGAGAUUUUAUAUUCUGGAAGGAUUGACCGCUGAUAUCUUCCUUAGUCGUCACAUUCUGGACAAGAUUGGCGCCUUUACGAGGAAUCAAGCCUCCUUUUCUGAUUCAUUAGGGCAACCCAUGCUUUACAACCUAAAUGUGGCUGCAUAUCUAUCCGAGCCAUCAGCCAAUCUCUUGAGCAUAUUCAGGACGGGUCGUCGUGCAACGACCAAGACUGACGCUUCGUCUGCAAAGCCCACCUUGCAGAACCUUCCGCCACCUUCGACCCCUGAUGGCGACUUUUAUGCAGCGCUCAAAGUCGUCGCCGCAUACGAGACUCAUCGCAGAGAGAAAGCAAGGGUAGAAAUUGCUGGUUUGAGUGGAGUACAAAAAGCUAUCGCCGAAGACGCCGAGAAAAGGAGAAUUGAGCGGUACGAAACCGAUUUGAAAAGCAGAUUAGACGAAAGGACGCAAGCCGCCAAUAAUGCCUCCUAA